AUGGACUUUCGUGUGCUAGAACAGCAGAAGGAGAAUAUCCAGCCGAAACCUUCUGGAAGACCAGCGUCGAAGCUAGCGUUGGCUUUGAAGGAGCACCCUCCUAAGGCCUCGAUAGUGGAGAAGAAGAACGAGUUCGAGCUGAUCUUAGCACACGAGGAACUUGACGAUCCACUCCAAGCUUAUCUAGACUACAUCAGCUGGACACAUGAUACGUUUCCCCAGGGUGGAAACACGGAAAGCGGCCUUUUGGCGCUUCUAGAGAGAUGCACUUCAUGCUUCAGAGAUACACCUUACUACAAGAACGACCCCCGCUACUUAAAAGUGUGGCUAGAGUACUCGCAGUAUUCUGAUCUGCCUCGAGAGAUCUUUGUGUACUUGGCGAAAAAGGGAAUUGGCUGUGAGUUGGCGCUUUACUAUGAGGAGUUUGCAAAGUACCUUGAGGUGAAGGGCGCCUUGAGUGACGCCAUGGAGGUUUACGGUAUAGGCAUAGAACGGGAGGCCAGGCCGUUGGCUCGUUUGCAGCGAAGCCUUGGCUAUUUCCAACGGCGCACGCAGAAUUUGAGCCUCAGUCGGGCCAGCAACAUGAGAAGCGUUCUCUCGAUUAAGAGAGGUGGUGCUCCACAUAGCAGCUCCAGUGAUAACAGCAGCAGUUCUUCAAAACGGCCAAAGUUUACAGUGCACAGGGACUCAGACCCAGUGAGUAUCAAGGAGUCGGUAUUUGGUCAACCCGAGAAAGCUCCGAAUAAACCGCCUAUGCUAAGACUCAAGGAAAACGUGAUUGCUGCAAGGCCGUGGGCUGGUGAAGUCCUUAAGCAGAAAGGACCUGCGUCUUCUCUGGGUGCCAAGUUCGAAGUAUUCAAAGACUCGGAGUCUGCCCCCGAAAAUUCGUGGCAUGUUUGUACAGCUACAGAUGGUUCUAAGUAUACAAUCCUUCAACAGCCCAACAAGCCUACAGAGAACCUCAUGGUCAAUAUGAACUUGCUAUACCCUAGUCAUGGCGAACAGUACAGUCCUACAGAAGUACUUUGCCAGGUAAAAAACUUCCAAAGGGCCUCUGAGAUGAAGCCAGUGAAGCACAAAGAGAUGUCGAAACUGAAAGAGAUUGAUACGGGCAAUUGUACCAUGACAAUACCGUUGAACGUAGAUGACUCCACAAACCAUUCAAUUCGUCCCAAGUCGCCUACUUUGACCCAAUUCUCACGCAUGACCGCUAAGGAAGUGUUGAACAUGUUUAACGACGCAUCCAAAUACCAGCUGGACGAAGACACUACGAAGUUUGAGGAUCACACAACCACGAAUCUAGACGGCUUUGUCACUGAGACUUUCCAUCCACGACAUCAUAUCUCUCAUCAGCCACCGCAAGGCUCAGGAAACCACAUCUCAAAUCAGCAAAAUGAGCGGGAGUCCAGAACGCCUCCCACGGCGUUUGGGUCCGAAAAGUCGUCUCCCUUCAUGGAUCAGCCGUGGUAG
Candidozyma auris is the source of this 1470-nucleotide messenger RNA. RefSeq names its product protein kinase (gene BUB1). Gene Ontology annotation, molecular function: protein kinase activity. The record is from RefSeq and is a predicted model, not a curated record. Gene Ontology annotation, biological process: mitotic spindle assembly checkpoint signaling; meiotic sister chromatid cohesion, centromeric. Bases 1 to 1470 code for a protein of 489 amino acids. NCBI's taxonomy places the organism in Eukaryota, Fungi, Ascomycota, Pichiomycetes, Serinales, Metschnikowiaceae. The transcript has a single exon.